Molecule: messenger RNA, 2071 nt
Organism: Caenorhabditis angaria
Lineage: Eukaryota; Metazoa; Nematoda; Chromadorea; Rhabditida; Rhabditidae
Source: the annotation of a GenBank genome assembly
AUGUCAGAAUCACCCGAAAGAGGUAAGUGUGUUUGAUUUGUGAUUACAAUUGAGAAAACACUAUCUUCCCAGGUAACACUCCUGAUCUUGACCGACUUGUUCCAAAAAAUCAUGAAUCAGACAGUGAUGAAGGACCAUUGCCUUCUGCAGCAGAAGGUAAAUCUGAUGAGGUUUAUGAAGUGCAAAAAAUUUUGGAACAUAUAUUAUCGACGGAUGGAUUCUUUUUGAAAGUUAGAUGGGAAGGAUAUGGCGAAGAUGAAGACAGUUGGGAACCUGAGACAGAUUUAAAAGAAUGUGCUGGUGAAAUUGUUAAAGAGUAUAUGAGUAAAUUGACUGAAAAGGAAAGAAGAACGAUUAGCAAAUUCAAACGAGAUAUGGAAGCAAAAGAAUUAGCAAAAAAGAAAAAGUCAACAACUCCAAAAUCUAAAGCUAACAACAAAAAGGAGAAUAAAACAAAUGCAAGAAUCAAAGAAGAAAUCGAUUCAGACAAUGAGUAAGUUUUUUUUAUAAAUGUCUGGUUUAUAAAAGUCUUUUUCGCAGAACACCAGAAAAGAAGUCGAAAUAUGUGGAAAGUGACGAUUCUUUUAGUGAAGAUACAACUCCUAAAAAUAAAAGUAGAACUAAAAAGAGAGGAAAAUCGAGAGAGGAUAGUUUCGAACCAACUGAAAAGAAAUCAAGGAAAACUGAAAAAGAGAGAAAGACUGUAACAACAAAAGCAGCUUUGAAACAAUAUCCUAGUAGUGCAAGACAAGCAGCAAUAAAACAUCGUCAAACAUGGCUGAAUGAUUCUGAUUCUUCAGAUAAUGAAAGAGAAGAACCUAAUGAAAAUUCAACAUCUUUUGAUGAUGAAAUAAAAGCAAAAGUUCAAACAAAGAAACGAGAAAGAGUUAGUUUUCUUUUUUUUCUCGAUCAAUGACGCAAUAAUGAUAAUUUCAGGCAGAAAAGAAAGAAGAAAGUCAAGUUAUGAAAGUCAAAAAAACAGAGAAACGCAAAUUGAACGAGGAUAGAGAAGAAAGUGAGUUACCAGAAGAUGAUAGUGAACUUACUCAAACAUCUCCUCACGUUACUUUCAAAGAAGUCAUUGGCAAAGAAGGAGCAGCUGAAAUGGUUCUUCAAUUGACCAACACAAGCGAAAAUGAUCAAGAAGCUCGAAAUGGUUAGUUACUGUAUAUUAUUGAAAAAAUUAAGGUAAGUUAAUGAUUUUCCAGGAGAAUCUUCAGAAUGGAACAUCGAAGGUAUCACUCAACAUAUUGGUGAAGACAAUAAGACAAUCAUUGUUCUCUUGGCUAAUUCAUCAACCGGUGAGAAAAAAGCUGUUUCUGCUUAUGGUAGGUUAUAAAAUUCUGGAUUUAUCUAAAAAUAUUAUUUUUGCAGAAGGUUAUAAAUUAGCUGGUUGGAAUUUGUGUAAAUGGUUAAUCAAUCGGUGCAGUUUCUAAAUAUUUUUCUCAUAUUCAAAUAUCAUUUUUCCCUCUUCCUCUAAUUCAUCUCUGAUCCACUUUAUUACGAGUUUUCGUUUUUGAUGUAAAAUUUUGUUCAUUUUGGUUUGAAUUUUUACUUAUUUCAUUUUUGUAAUAUGAACAACUUUUUUGGUUAUUUUUGAAAAUCUAAAUGUUUGGGUUGAUUUUCACCCUGUAGCUUAUCUUUUUCAAAAUUGAAAGAUUUUGUUAAUUACCAGUUUUUACAGUAAUGCGAAUAGGAUGAGUGAUCGACAUAUGUCAAGUAUAUUUCCAGAAUGUGAUCAACUCAAACAAGUUAGUUUUUUCCCCCAAUAUUUAUUUCAAAAUUAAAUGUGGACAUUUUUCAGAUUUAUGACAAAUGCUUUACAGAAUUCUUUCAAAAAUUUAUCACACCAAAUUAUCGACAUCAAUACGCGGUGAAUCCGUGUGAAAGGUUACAUGAAGUUUAUAAACAAUGUGUAGAAGAGGUUAGUUGUUUUUCAAAAAAUAAUUGUUUGAUUGAAGAAUAUUUUUAGCGAUUAGCAAACCAACGUCCUUUUGAAAUUGAUCUCGAUGAAAUUCGCAAAGAAUACCUUAAUUCGGAAAAAGAUGACCUCAAAGAUCGACAAAAGUAA